AUGUCUCAAUCAAUCGGAUCGGCUUUCAAAUCUAUCUGGCAUACUAUGACCAGCUAUGACCGACACUCUUCAUACGACUCCCCCUACCGAACAGGUCGACAUGUGCCCCUGAACCGACAGUCAACCCUCACGUCGGUCGCCACAGCCUCCGAAUCCCGAGCAGACAUCACAUCCCCGUACACGGACGAGAUGGGUCGGCUGUCCACCGCCGUUGACGGGUCAAGCUCGUACAUGGGUGUGGGAUCGCACUCAUCUCCUCUCUCGCCCGGCUCCAAUGGUCCAUACUCACCGGGCCUGCGAUCAUUCAACACAAAGCGCAACAGCUCCAAAGAUGACGGCUUCGAGACGGUCAGCAGUCCAGGCGAGAUCCCGAUGCAAUCUUUCGCCGAUGGCAUGCCCCCGGCACCGCCCAUUUCCCACUCGUGGAAAAGAAUAGAUCACUGGGCUGAGGAGAACUAUCCGGAGCUGUUCGAUCAGCUUUGUGAAGGCUGCACACAUAACGACUUGAACGAAUUAGAACACCAGCUAGACUGCUCGUUGCCCCAAGAUGUUAGAGACUCCUUGAUGAUGCACGAUGGCCAGGAGCGUGGGGGGACCCCCACCGGUAUCAUUUUCAGUUCGAUGUUACUGGAUUGCGAGGAAAUCGUCCAGGAAUGGGACCAGUGGCGCAAGGUGAACCAAGAGUUCCUCCUGGAGACAUCCGUGGUAAAACCUGCCAUCCCGACCAAGGUGCUGGGGGGCAGCAACAACAACCAGGCUUCCUCCUCGAAAUCAGCCCCAGGAUCCCCCGCCGGCUCCCAGACUUCUUCAUGGCGACAGGAUCUUCUGGCGAAGCAGGACUGUGUCCCUCCAGGCGCCGUACAGCGGGCAUACGCUCAUUCGGGCUGGAUCCCCCUAGUUCGUGACUGGGGAGGCAACAACCUCGCUGUGGAUUUAGCACCUGGACCUAUGGGCACAUGGGGCCAGAUCAUCAUGUUCGGACGUGACUACGACAUCAAAUAUGUGGUGGCAAGAUCUUGGUCUGCCUUCAUUGCGCUGGUUGCGGACGAUUUGAACAGCGGCAAAUGGUCUAUCGACGAGGAAACUAACGAGCUCAAGCUGCGGGAGUUUAAGACGACUCGUGUUGAGCCCUCCUACUUCGAAAUUUUGAGAUGGAGAAUGGAUCAAAAGUACGGCCGUGGAGCCAGGGCGUCAGCAAAGCGAAAGUCUAUGGUUGGCAGUGUCGCCUCGCCGACUGGAUCUCCAUACUCAGGCCCCGUUGACGGCCCCGGAGAAGUUCGUGGCAGGUCACUCCAGAGACUAAGCAGUCCUUCGCCCCUGUCAAGCCCCAUCCGUCCAGGAUACGGAAAGUCUAGCCCAUUAGCGAGAGUGAACGAGGAAGGGUCCGGGUCUGCCUCCGGACCAGCUCUUCCUGAGCCGAAGCUCGUCACAAACGGGAUCAAGACCACUAAGCUCGUCGAAGUUGAUACACCCCGUCCAGACGACGAGGUGAAAUCUCUGCCCAAUGGAACCGACACAGGCAAGGGCAAGGAAAAUGCCACCUUGGAGGCUCCAGCCAUGAACGGCAAUCACGCAGAGGGACUUGAGGAUGCGAUGAAGACAAUCGAGAUUUGA
Molecule: messenger RNA, 1614 nt
Organism: Pseudomassariella vexata
Lineage: Eukaryota; Fungi; Ascomycota; Sordariomycetes; Amphisphaeriales; Pseudomassariaceae
Product: glucan synthesis regulatory protein
Exons: 3
Coding region: 1-1614 (537 amino acids)
Biological process (GO): regulation of fungal-type cell wall biogenesis
Cellular component (GO): mating projection tip
Source: RefSeq, a predicted model, not a curated record